CACUUUGUAUUGUCUUUCCAGGAGCCAGUUGUUCUGACCGAUACAAAUUUGGUAUAUCCUGCCCUGAAAUGGGACCUGGACUAUCUUCAGGAAAACAUUGGGAGUGGGGACUUCUCCGUUUACAAAGCAAGCACUCACAAGUUUUUGUAUUACGAUGAAAAGAAAAUGGCAAAUGUUAAGAACUUCAAGCCAAAGUCAAGCAGGGAAGAGAUGAAAUUUAGUAAUUUUGUUGAGCAGCUCCAAGAAAUCCAGCAGCAGGGUAGUGGAGAAAGAUUGUAUCUGCAACAGACUCUAAAUGAUACAGUUGGGAGGAAAAUUGUGGUGGACUUCCUCGGCUUUAAUUGGAAUUGGAUUAAUAGGCAGCAGGCAAAACGAGGCUGGGGUCAGCUGACAUCCAACUUGUUAUUGAUUGGCAUGGAAGGAAAUGUGACUCCAGCUCAUUAUGAUGAACAGCAGAAUUUCUUUGCUCAGAUUAAGGGAUACAAGCGGUGUAUCCUGUUCUCCCCUGACCAGUUUGAGUGCCUGUAUCCCUAUCCUGUGCAUCAUCCAUGUGACCGGCAGAGUCAGGUUGACUUUGACAACCCUGACUACGAGAGGUUUCCAAAUUUCCAGAAUGUAGUUGGAUAUGAGACUGUGGUUGGCCCAGGCGAUGUCCUUUAUAUCCCUAUGUACUGGUGGCAUCAUAUUGAGUCUUUGCUGAAUGGAGGAACGACCAUAACUGUGAAUUUUUGGUACAAGGGUGCCCCAACCCCCAAAAGGAUUGAAUAUCCUCUUAAGGCUCAUCAGAAGGUGGCAAUAAUGAGGAACAUAGAGAAAAUGCUGGGCGAGGCCCUUGGAAACCCCCAAGAGGUGGGUCCUUUGUUGAAUAUGAUGAUUAAGGGGCGGUAUGACUAAUCCUUGGCCACUGCAGUGACGGAUGUUGGAGCUGCUUCUUCAGGUGGAAGAUACUGAGUGUUAGUUUUGCACACAGCACUUAAAGACUGAAGGGCUCCUGGCCCAGUUCUUCUACAGUCCACACCCACAGUUCUUCUACACGCCACACCUCCCAUUCAUCCCUCUUUCAACUUCUCUGAAUCAUUUGGAAUGCAUGCUUACUAAACAAAAACCCACCAGCAAGAACUCUUGUGUUCCCUGAUUGCCAGGUUGCAGAGCUUGAUACAUGGUACCUAACUGAUGCUUCAGAUACGACAAAAUACAUAUAAGAAGGAAAACAGUUCAAGCUGAUAUCACCACCUCUCGGGCACAUCCUCCUAAUAGGGUAUCUGAUGUUGUAUGAAGGGAUAGAUUUAAAUUCAGGUUUAAAAUCAGGAGUCUGUCAGAACGGGAGGGAGCAUUAGGCCACAUAAUACUCUGGUUGUGUUUUGUUUACGCAGUAGAAACAUAUAUAAUGAAUGGCAUCUGUGUGAGAGAGAAGUAGCUAGAAAAAAAAUCAACAUUUUAAUCUUCCUUUUUUACCUCAGCAUUAGAAAACAUCCACCUCAAAGUUAUCUCAUCUCUAAUCCAUAUUUUGUUAAAGACAGCCUUUCUGACGGAUGGCACAAUGUCUUCAUUUAAAGCACAUUUUUAGUUAAAAGAGGAGGAAGAGCAGACAGUGAUGGAAACCAGUCUUCAGCUUUACUGUGUUAAAGUAACAUAAAAUUCUGCGCCGGACAGGAGAGGGUUUCCUAUAAGACCAAGUGGGGUUCCUAGGUCCUCUUUUCUACUCUCAGGACAAGCCAUAGUGACUGCCCUUUAUCAACAAAAUUAGGAUGCAAUGCGGUUCCCUUUCAGCCCCCACCUAGAAAUGUUAAUUCAUUGUGUCCUCUGCCUUCUGCAUCAUUUCAAUGAUGAAUGGAUAGAGAACAGAACACAGCAUAGAUGCAGUAAUAUUCUUUUGGAGUAGGUUUUCUUUAGAUGCUCAAAACCCGCAGUCUUCAUUUCAUGCUGUUAUUUUUUUUCCCCCUGACUGGAGAGAAAUAAGAGUGUCACCGGUAGUAUUUCAGUAUGAUGCCUAAGUUUACUUCAUAAGUUCUGUUGCUUGUCCCUAAGCCACACAGACACUUUCCUAUGAAAUUAAAGAGUUCUGAGGAGGCAUCACUGAAGAUGCUCUGCUUGUCCCAGCAAAAGAGAGGUCACAGCUAGCUUUCUGAGACAACACUAAGCAUGUAUGUACUCUUACUGGGACAGACAACUCUUACUGUUUACUUGUAAUCAGUAGUGGAUGGUGGGAGAGGGGGGCAGGAAGGAAGUUAGUCCUAGAUUCCACUGGUUCAAGAAAGUGUCUUUAAAGGGGAUCUGAAGAGCCACACAGCAUUGUUACUGGCCAUGCCUACUGCCUGACAACGUCCUACAAGCCAUAGGGAAGCAGCAGAAGAUCGGUGUUCUUGACAAUGAUAUGGAUCAAGACUGGUUUGACUUUUGAACAAUGGAUUUGAUGAAUAAUAUAAUGAAUGAACACAUUCUGUUUUUGACUGAAGGCCGAAGAAAUUCCCCUUCUUAGUGGACGGUGUCUUAGAUGUGCAACAGUUUGAGCCAGAAUACCAUCCAAGACUGGAGUGGUUUGUGGACUUCUGCUGUUGCAUAGUGCCUACACAGAAAGAGGCAGGUACUUCACUGGAAAGAAGAGGACGGGACUUAAAUGCAAACUUCGGAUCUCUUUUUUUUUGUUGUUUUUGCCAAAGGUGUAACUUUUGAAAGCUUCUUAAUAGUUGAUUUUUUAAAAAAACAAUUGUUGCACUUGACCGGUAUAGGGGCUCAGUUUACAAUGCACUGAUGGACUGAUUUAGUUACUGUCUUUUCUUUUUAAUCCUGUUGUGCUUUUGAUACCCAGUUAUGGUAUUGGGGAAUUGUGUGUGUGUGUUCUGUGAUGUGUGAGAAUAUGCAGGGAGGGCACAAUAGCUUCUCAUAUGCAGUUUUUAAAGAUACAACCAUUGGAUGGACGGGCUUUCAUUUGUUCUCUAUAGCAUAUAUUUCUCCUAUUUCGGAGCAAUUUUCAUCAAUGCUGCAGAAAAUGAAAUCCAUAUGAAACCUUUUAAAGAAGUCUGCUGUGUUGUUCAGAUCUGUAGUAUUAUCAGAAUCUCAUGUGUGUAUAUAUUUGGAUGACAGUUUUUGCUUACACGGUUAUUUCAUAGGAGAAUCACUGCAUGUGGUCUCCUGAAAUACAAGAAUGAUCUUCUUUGUCACAUGAAACUGUGUUCGUUCUUUCAUGAUAAAGUAUCUUGGUUACUCUUA
Messenger RNA from Anolis sagrei ordinatus, 3210 nucleotides. The record is from RefSeq and is a predicted model, not a curated record. NCBI's taxonomy places the organism in Eukaryota, Metazoa, Chordata, Lepidosauria, Squamata, Anolidae.